AUGCCUACGCCCAUGCGUAAUAUAUCAUACGCCGCAAAUCGACAAGAUAUUCGCAUCUCAGCAGAAACCCCGUCGCUCUUCUCACCUGUAAUAGAAGUUUUAAAAGGAUUCACCGCAAUGCAGAAUGCCAAUCAUGGCGCGCGAAGAUCUUCAUCAACUGACAUCAAGGGCGGCCGCAAUACGUCUCGGCGAGACGAAAUCAUGGAGAUCCAUAGCCAGGCGCUCGAAUGUCCACGAUACUCGAGGCGAUAG
Blastomyces dermatitidis ER-3 is the source of this 252-nucleotide messenger RNA. RefSeq lists its product as uncharacterized. The record is from RefSeq and is a predicted model, not a curated record. The transcript has 2 exons. NCBI's taxonomy places the organism in Eukaryota, Fungi, Ascomycota, Eurotiomycetes, Onygenales, Ajellomycetaceae. Bases 1 to 252 code for a protein of 83 amino acids.